Molecule: messenger RNA, 3924 nt
Organism: Meloidogyne enterolobii
Lineage: Eukaryota; Metazoa; Nematoda; Chromadorea; Rhabditida; Meloidogynidae
Source: the annotation of a GenBank genome assembly
UUUUCUUCUUGGGAUUUUGAGAAUAUUCGCGUUUAUCACGACUUUGCAGAAUUGUGUCUGUCUAGAAUAGGCUCCGGUUAGCUCAGGAUUUCUCUUUUUGGAUUUAGAACGGUCACGGAUACCGGGCUGAACAAUGAGCCAAGGGUCAGUCAUCACAGAGCUAUGACUUUUUAAAUGAGCGAAUACCAGACGCUCUGUUGUGGUUGGAUUCAGCAUCGGCAAGAAUUCAACGAUCAAUUAGUUGACUCACGAUGUGUUCUUUUUGGAUUUAGCUCGAGUCAAAAUUCAACAGAAAUUCUUUCAUUUCCUCGUUCUGAUGAUAUUUCCCUACUUUAUGAUCAAUUAGAAGCUUGUACAAGAGAUUUACUUCGAAGUAUUUAUGUUGUUUUGGACAGUAAAAGAUUGGAUACUUCUUUUGAAAGAAUGGAUUCACCUCCUUAUAUUUUAUUACAAGAAGAAGAAAAAUAUUUGAUGGGAAUUGAUAAUGUCAAAAGUAAAAAUCAUAAGAAAAAAUGUAUUGGACGUUUACGCAAAAGGCUUGCCGAUUAUGCUUUUUUAACUGGAUAUUUUGAAGGGGCUCUUAAUUCUUACCAUUCUGCUAUUGAACUGCUCAAAUCUACACAAGAUAUGCUUUGGCUUGCUGCCGCUGCGGAAGGUUGGUGCUGUGCAGCAAUGAUAAUUAAAUAUUCUCAACAUUUAUCUCCUUAUCAGAAGGAAGGAAAUUCAAAUAGGGAAGGUUUGAGGCAUGACACAAAAGUGGAAAACAGAAUCUCAACACCCACAACAUCCUCAACUUCUUCUCAACAACACCAUUCACGUUAUCGUCGAUCUGACGAUGCAGCAAAAAUAAUUAUUAAUCAAAGUGAUACAUGUGAAUCUGAUAACGAGAAUAAUAAUGAUUCAACUAGUAGUUCAACGUUUGUGGGAUCUAAAACUUUUCCAUUGGGGGAAGAUCAAAAAGAAGAUGGUGACAAAAUUGGUGAUUCUAAACAACCAGACAAACAACAACAAAAAUUGCUCAAUAAUUUACCAUUAAAAAAUAAAAAUUUACAGAUUUUAUCUCCAUUAAAUUCUUCAACAUUUCCAUCACCAUCAGGAAUGUCUUCAGCAUUUAAAAGUUCAAGUGUUCAAAAUUUGUCAACAAAUAUCCCAACUUUAAAUAUUAAUGGUAAAACUACAGGAACAGGAACACCUCCAACAACUACAGCUCUUCCAAAUAAAAAUCUUUUAAUUAAUCGGAAUGAAAUUUUUGAAAAAUUUGGUCAAUCAUUAGAAAAUUAUGCACGUUAUUCUUUUGCUGUAUAUAUUGAAUAUGAAUGUAUGAUGAGAGCUGUUCAUUUACAAGUUGUUAAUCAUCAAUAUGUUGAAGUGGAGGCUUUUUUAAGAGAACAAACUUGCCGCUUUUUGGAUGAUAAAUUUGUCACUUUUAAUAAUAUUAUGAAAUCCUACAUUUGUUUAGCAACAGCAGAAAUUUAUCGUAAAAUUGGAUUUAAAAGAAAAUUUGCAUUUUUUCUUCGUUUAGCAGUCUUUUUUCGUCUUUAUAUGGAAAAUCAAUCUGAGGCUGAAUAUAAAAAGGUUUAUCCCUAUUUAAAUGAAAGUUUAUCUGGUUAUAAAAUUGAUUGGAGAUUACUUUCUAAUAUUUCAACAAGCAAAAAGAAUAGUUUAAAAACACAAUUUUUGACAAAAUUGGGUUCGUCAGAAACAUUUUCUCUUCAAAUUAAAGCAGUUCAUGAAGUUUUUACUGUUGCUAUGAGGGCAGGAUUCUAUGAUAUUGCAACUAGACAUUUGUGUUUUAUGCUUGAGGCAUUUUUUGAUCAUCUAGACAAAGCCACAUCACUUGCCCUAGUUGAAGAAUUAACUAAAUUAAAUUAUCAAAACAAAAAAGGCCAACAAAACUUGCUGCAUGAUUUGGAAAAACCUAUAACUUUAGAUUCUGUGCCAUCUGUUUUAUUACCUCCUUUGCAAUUUACAAAAUUUCCAAUUAUUAAAAAUAUUUCUAUUCUUCCACUUGCUGAACAUUUAUCUCCAAGUAUUCAUCCAUCAACUUCAAACCAGUCAAGCAUUUUUAUUUAUUCUCCAUUCCAGCAAACAUUUAAAGAAGAUAUAAUUUAUUGGGUUGUUGGUUGCCAUUGUGGAAUCUCUAUUCAAGUUGAAAAUCCUCUUCCAAUUGAAUUAAUUGUUGAUAAUUUAAAAUUAAUUACAGAAGGUUGUGAUUUUGAACCUCAUUAUCUACGUCUUAAUCUUCCUUCAUGUUAUGGUGGUGGUCCUUGCAUUGAUCAAACAACAAAGAAUCUCGUUAAAUUGAUGGGAAUACCUCGGUCAACAGGAACGCUCAAAAUUGUUGGUUAUUCUUGUGAAUUAUUAGGUUGCCGGAAUAUUUGUAAAUUUUCACAAGAAGAAAUAACAACAACAUCUAAUUUACAAUCAUCAAAAAAAUUUUAUUCUGUUCGUAUUCUUCCAAAUUUGCCUUUAUUAAGAAUAGAAACUUCACUUAAACGUUCACCAACACUUUAUGAAAAUCCAAAUGAAGCAAUAGCUGAAUUGUGUGUUGCUGCUGGAACUAAAUUACUCAGGAUAGAUGAUGAAUUAAAAGAAUCUUCAAAUGAAUUUGACUUUAUUUUGAAUGAUGUAAGAGCUGGGGAAAGACGAGAAAUUAUUGUUCAAAUUUUUGGAAUUGAUGCAGCAACAGCAACACCAUUAGACAAUAAUGAAGCACAAAAAUUGGGAGGAAAUUCAACAAACAAAUUCGGUGUAGAGCAAAAAGUAUAUAUUCGUAGACCAACAUCUUCAAAUUUGUCAACAACAAUUAUAUCAGAUGCAGAUUUGCCUUUAUAUCAAUUGAAGGAAAAGGAACAAAAACAGAAACAGCAAAAACAACAAAAAAUAAUUCAUUCAACAGUUUCAACUCCUUUAUUAAAACAAACUUCGGAUGAUGAUAAUAUUUCUUGUACAAGUUCAACAACAACAGGUUCAGCAACAACAAUAACAACAUCUCCACAGCAACAACAACAUCAUUAUGAUUUGAUUCCUUAUACUGGGCGUUUGUUAAUGGCUGAAUUAGCCUUUACAUACACUGCUGAUUUGGAAACAGAAAAUCAAGAGGAAUAUAUUCGGUUUGCAAAAUUGCCAUUAGCGAUAACUAUAGUCCCAGCAGUUUGUGUUUCUAAUUGGCAAGUAUUGGCAGGAGAUGGUCCAUUUAGUCGAUAUGUGGCUAUUGAUUUGUCUAAUCAAACUGAAAAUGAAGCACAAUUAACUUUUGGUUCGAAUAAUAAAAAGACCACAAUUGUUGUACAACCUAAAGAAAUUUGCAGGGUACCCCUUUUAUGUCCUUGUUGUACCCAAAUUAAAUCAAUAUCUUUUCAUCGAGUAACAAAAUGUGCUUCUUAUAUAAUGCAAAUGCAAGAAAUUGCCCUUCUUCGAUCAAAAAUUGAGAAGCAUUUAUUAAACCAUUUGGAAAUUAAUUGGAGGAUUGAACAAUUAAAUUUAAAUGGACAAGUACCUGUUGGCUCACUUUUAUCAUCAGUUUCAUUUCUUCGUCAAAUGGCAUUGCCAACACUUACAAUAGCAUUACAAAUUGAUAAUCAAAAAACAACAUCAACAACAACAAAUAAUGAUUUUAAUGUUGUUCAAGUUGGAGAAAUUGUUUGUGUUUCAAUUUCAAUUUAUUUUUCUAUUGGAGGUUUUUUUUUAAUUUUGAGGGGAUUUUUUUGGUAUUCGUAAAAAAAGAAGAGGGAUCUUUCGAGGGGUUAGGCACUUUUUUUAACCAUUUUUUCCUUUGGAUGGCCACACCUUCCUAAGUUUCCUUUAGAAAUGAUUUUUUGGUUUUUUCGGAAGGAUUUGGAGUGCCGAAAUUUUUUUUUAUUUUUCUCUUUCAUAUAAACCAGGGAUAUUAACGGCCUGACAAAAAAAAGCGCUUCGGGUUUC